Molecule: messenger RNA, 2028 nt
Organism: Juglans microcarpa x Juglans regia
Lineage: Eukaryota; Viridiplantae; Streptophyta; Magnoliopsida; Fagales; Juglandaceae
Product: probable mediator of RNA polymerase II transcription subunit 26c
Exons: 9
Coding region: 609-1655 (348 amino acids)
Cellular component (GO): nucleus
Source: RefSeq, a predicted model, not a curated record
GAUAUUGGGCACUGCAAAUCCACAAGUCCACGUUCAUUUAAUAUUCCAUUCCACCAAUAAUGCAAGCCGUAAUCUAAAGUUACCCCAUUGUUACUAAUACUCUCUCUCUCUCUCUCUCUCUCUCCCCAUCGCCCAACCCACAACAAACCCAACCCCAGUUUCUCAGAAAGACAGAGAACCCAUGACUACUUCGUAGGUCAACAUAAACUAAACUAUUUCAUAAAACAAAUAAAGAACAUAACUUGAUUACAAUUUUUCAUGGAAUAUACCCUCACAGUUUAAUCCCCAAAGGUAACAAAAAACAGGAGGAAGAAUAGGAACAAAGAUCACCACGGUUCUGUUCUGCCCCCACUACCCCCAGAAUCCAGUUCAGCUUUUUCAUUGUUCUCAGAUGUGCCUUUAUUCUUUUGUUUUGCCCAAACGGGUUUACGAUGAUUGGUCAUAUGUAUAUAUUGUAUGGAUGCAUGAUUUUCUAACGUAACUCGUCAGACAAAGGUUCAUUGAUUUCAAUCUCCGAAAGCGCUCGGAAAAUACGAUAGAAAAAACCCAUUUCAAGCUGUCCUUUUUUCUGUUCUUAACGAAUUGAAUUUAUCGGAACAGCGACGGCGAUGAUGGAUUUAGAUGAUUUCCGGGCCGUUCUGGACAGUUGUGGGGUUGACGUGUGGACGUUCAUUGACACGGCCAUAGCGGUCGCGUCUUUAGACUACGGCGGCGAGCUCAAGCACCGGAGGGACGGGAUCGUGGAAAGGCUCUAUGCGGCGACCUCGCCGGCGCAGACUCGGUGCCGAAACUGCGACGACCUCGAUGAUCGGAGGCCUAAUAAUCGAUACGAAGUGAAGGCUCCGGCGGGGAAAAAUAGCAGCGGCCAGGAAGGGAAAGAAGGGUCACCGGUGACACCUGAGUCGGUGGAGAGAGAUGACGACGAAGAUUUGGAUCCCUACGGUGGUUUGUUCGAUGACGAGCAGAAGAAGAUUCUUGAAAUUAAGGAGCACCUUGAAGAUCCUGACCAGUCUGAGGAUUCUUUGGUUGAAUUGCUUCAAACUCUAGCAGACAUGGAUAUAACAUUUCAAGCACUCAAGGAGACUGAUAUAGGAAGGCAUGUGAAUCGAUUGCGAAAGCAUUCAUCAAAUGAUGUCCGGAGAUUGGUGAAGCUACUAGUCAGGAAGUGGAAAGACAUUGUGGAUGAGUGGGUGAAGUUGAAUCAACCUGGAGAACAGACUUCUGCUGCUCUAAUGGCUUAUGGAGACUCACCCCAGCAGAAAAUUCCCCAAAAUGGUCAUCACCAGGUUCCUGAUUUUGGAUACUCUCCAAAUCCACACAAUGGGAGUUCCGGGUCAGACAAGAAUAAUUCAGAAUCAGAGCCAAAGCCAAAAGCGAUUCCCCGAAAAGAAGCUCCUCCUAGACCAGCCCAAUUAGCACCUGUAUCUGCCUCUGCACAUCAAAAUAGACAAAAAGAGCAAAAGGAUUUGGACUCUGACAAACUGGCUUCAGCGAGAAAACGGCUUCACGAGAAUUACAAAGAAGCUGAAAAUGCCAAAAAGCAAAGAACGAUUCAAGUGAUGGACAUCCAUGAUAUACCAAAACCCAAGAAUGCAUUCUUUACAAAGAACAAAGGUGGUGGUGGUGGUGGUGGUUCUCACGGGAGGCACUGGUGACAGAAUACUGUAAAAUCAUAUGUAGAAAGAAAGGGUACAUGACAUGGGACAGAAGGGAAGAGUUCCAUAACCGGUUUUUGCCUCUUUUUACUUUUCUUUUGCUCUUUUUUUAUUUUUUUGAAGUUAAGAAAACAAAAGCAAGAACAGUUUCUUUAAUUACUUAAUCGAUGAUGACAAAAAUUAAAAUUGCAUAUUUUGGGAAGGAGUAGAAAAUACAGAGCUCUCUAGGUUAUCGUAGGCGGGUCCAUGUACAGAUGCUGGUAUGGACCAUUGAAAUGGAUAUUGCUUUCUCUCUUUUUCAUUUUUUCCAUUGGUUUGGGUUGGGGAAUAAGGUGUGAACAGAGUGAAAAUGAAGCUUUGUUUUGGUAGUGUU